GUUUGUCGUUGCAAGAUAGAGGCGUCACUUCUUGAUGAACUGGAAGUUGACAAACAUCAAAAACCAUCAACACAGUCACAAUACACCACCAAAAACAACAAUGGACAAGAUCAAGAGUUUCCUCGGCGGUAGCGGCAGCUCUGGCAGCGCCGCUGCUCAAGCUCCAGCGCCCGCAGGCGCCGUAGAGAACCCAGACAAGGUCAUCCUCCACACUACCCUCGGAGCCAUCACUGUCAAGCUCUUCUCUCAGCAGACUCCACGCACUUGCACCAACUUUGCAACUCUUGCAAAGACUGGAAAGUACGAUGGGGUCAUCUUCCACCGUAUCAUCUCUGGCUUCAUGAUCCAGGGUGGUGACCCAACUGGCACUGGACGCGGAGGUAGCUCGAUCUAUGGCAAUAAGUUUGAAGACGAGAUCGUACCUUCGCUCAAGCACGAUGCCAAGGGGACCCUUUCCAUGGCGAACGCCGGACCAAACACCAACGGCAGCCAGUUUUUCAUCACCCUUGGCCCGACCGCUCACCUCAACGGCAAGCACACCGUCUUCGGCAAGGUCGUCGAGGGCAUGGACGUUGUCGACAAGCUCGGUGCGGUCCGUACUGGUGCCGGUGACCGCCCCGUCAGCGAGGUGAAGAUCGAGCGCACCGAGGUGUUCUAAAUGCAAUGCGCAGGAACAACAACAUCCAAAAGCGAGUGUAACACUAUUGAAGUGCGCUGAACAAAAAAGUCAAGCCAAGCACACAAAAUAAGCCCGAAAUGAACUAGGCUAUUCCGCCGCAAUCCUUGACCAUUGUGUUUACGAAAGCUCAACAUUGAACGAUGGCGAUAACGUGCAGAUGACAUGUUCGCCUUUUCCCGUCCAAGUCAGCUGCCUCUUGGAUCUCAGCAUCACCGACCACCUUGUAUACUUGUAGUCGCGUUACUGACAAUCCAUUGCCAUGGCGGGUGCGGACGUGCAGCAGGAGUGAGCGACGAACUGGGGUCUCUCAGUGCUCGAGCUAGUGAUGGGCAACGUCAAGUUCACAGUCAAAAGAAAAGUACUAGACACAAGAUAGGAACCACGUCUCUAAAAUUUUGCCAGAG
This is a messenger RNA of Cercospora beticola, 1083 nucleotides long. Its product is annotated as peptidylprolyl isomerase. Gene Ontology annotation, molecular function: peptidyl-prolyl cis-trans isomerase activity. Gene Ontology annotation, biological process: protein peptidyl-prolyl isomerization; protein folding. Lineage: Eukaryota; Fungi; Ascomycota; Dothideomycetes; Mycosphaerellales; Mycosphaerellaceae. The record is from RefSeq and is a predicted model, not a curated record.